AUGACGGAAGUGAACAGCUACCCCUCACAGCAUCACAUGUUUAACUGGAAUCUGAUCGACAAGAUGAGCCCGAAAAUGAGCCCGACGGCCCCAAUGAGCACCCCCGAUGACCCGGUGAUCCACAACAGUCCGCCAUCGCUGCGCGGACUUUCUCAGCAAGGACAGCAGCAACUCCAGCAAGGAGGCUAUGGUAAUACGGUGUCGCAGUCGGAGAGCCGCACGCCGAGCUGUGAUUCGCCGGGAGCGGAAGGGAGCGCUGAUGAGCGCAACCGCCGUUCAAAGACUUGCCGCGUCUGCGGAGACCAUGCUACCGGCUACAACUUUAACGUCAUCACCUGCGAGUCGUGCAAGGCGUUUUUCCGACGCAAUGCGCUCCGCCCAAAGGUUCAGGAGUUCAAAUGCCCGUACUCGGAGGACUGCGAGAUCAACCCGGUGAGCCGGCGAUUCUGCCAGAAAUGCCGACUCCGGAAGUGCUUUACGGUUGGCAUGAAGAAAGAGUGGAUCCUGAAUGAGGAGCAGCUUCGUCGGAGAAAGAACUCGCGUCUCAACCACACGGGGAGCCAGAAGAGCAUGAAGUGCGGCUCGCCGACGCACAGUUUUGGUGGGGUCAUGUCGCCGCCGAAGCCGAUGACGAUCGUUUCGCCCGAGCAGCUGCAAUUCGCCACCCCGCAGAACCGGCUCGAGAUGACGCCGCCCAUGAUCAGCCCCAGCUCCACCUCAUACGUGGUCUCCCCGCCGGGUUCGCUCUCCGGCACGCCCGUGUCCCCUCCGUCCACCGGAAUUCUUACCCCGACCACCAACGCGGUGAAUGAUUACGAGCCGAACCUGCUGCUCCAACAGCGCCUCGCCCAGCAGCGCCUCAGCAGCCUGAGCAUGAACACGCCAUCCCCGGUGAAUAUGCCAACCACCGUGACGAGCCCGAUGGGGAUGGGCACGAAUACCCGGAUGGACCCAGUGCGUAGUAACCAGAUCACCCUCUCGAUGGAGGAGUACUCGCAACUGCUCUUGGCUGCCAAGGGAAAUGGCGACGUUCAGACGCCACCAGCCUCGAUGGAUGAGCCACCAGCAAAGAGAGGCAGCUUUGGGCAGGGAAUGAUGGCAAAGCCUUAUAUCGCUCCGAUGGCUCCGGUUACGACAAUGCCGAUGCCAGUGAUCCAACCCGGCUUCCCCGUCCCCAACGAGGCCACCCCACCAAUGAGCAGCUACCAGGAGCGCAUGAGCAACUACUUUGAUCAGACGAUCAUCGAUGCCCUGAACGUCGACAGCCCUGAUGGCCCAUCAGCCUCUGGUGCCAUGCAGCCCGAUGGUGUAGGUUUUACGAUUUGCACGCUGACACCGAUGAACGAGACAAAAUGUGAUCUGAACCGCUCGCUGCCCCGCGCCAACUACCAGCUCAACAUUGCGGAGCUGCGCGAGUUGGACAUGGUCAGGAGCGCAUUUUCGGGGAUGAACGAGCCGAUUGACCAUGGCAAGCCGAUGCAGACGUUCAUGAAGAAUGAUAAAAACCCCACUGACAUCAUGAACAUCAUGGAUAUUGCCAUGCGGCGCAUCGUCAAGAUGUCGAAGAAGCUGCCCGCCUUCAACGAGAUCAGCCAGGACGGAAAAUUCGCGUUGCUCAAGAGCGGCAUGGUGGAGAUGUUGACCGUGCGUGGGGUCCGGCGAUACGAUGAUAGGUCGAAUUCGUGGAGCACGCCGUCGCUGUCGACGGAGUACAAGGUUCCCCUUGGAAUGUUCGAUCGCCUGAAGGAGGGCGUCUGUGAGCUCCAGAAAGAGCGUUUCGUGUCGCUCUACAAAUUCUUCCACGAGGACCUGCGCCAGAACGAGCUUGCCCUGGACUUGUUGAUGUUGAUGGUGCUCUUUACGCCGCGUCCAACCAUCAAAAACCCGCGCGACCUCCAGCUCAUCCAGCGCCAGCAUAGCGAUUAUGCCGCCUUGCUAAACCGCUACCUCGAGUCGAUCUACGGCGACGACGCGCGCAGCUUCAAUGACCAGAUCCCGCGCAUCAUGGAAAAGCUGCGGCUUGCCGCCCAGAAUACGGCAGCCCUCUUCACCGGCAAGGUCAACAAAGACGAUGCCGAGCCACUGGCCAAGGAAUUCUUCUGCAACGACAGU
This is a messenger RNA of Mesorhabditis spiculigera, 2112 nucleotides long. The record is from the annotation of a GenBank genome assembly. NCBI's taxonomy places the organism in Eukaryota, Metazoa, Nematoda, Chromadorea, Rhabditida, Rhabditidae.